Colletotrichum chrysophilum is the source of this 237-nucleotide messenger RNA. RefSeq lists its product as uncharacterized. The transcript has a single exon. Lineage: Eukaryota; Fungi; Ascomycota; Sordariomycetes; Glomerellales; Glomerellaceae. The coding region runs from base 1 to 237 and encodes 78 amino acids. The record is from RefSeq and is a predicted model, not a curated record.
AUGUCGCCCACCUACACCAUGUCCGCACACCUGUGCAAGCAGAUCUACGCCUCCUGGCGCGAAACCCGUCCUUCGCCUUCCAACAUGCCCUCUCCCGGCGUUCAGGCUCCCAACAUGACCUCCUACUUCCCCCGCAGCCCGUCCCCGGAGAAGCGCUCCAUGGACAGCGACCGCAGCGACGCUGGCGUGCCCAUGUCAAGAUCUCCCUCGAACUCCUCGUGGCGCGGCCCCAAGUAG